UUCGUUAGCAGAAUCGAAGUCUGGUGACUGUUGGACGUUCUGUGAGAGGAUGACCAGCUUCCUUCCUCUUUCCUUGGUUCAUCUCCGGAACCCUGAUGGACUCAGGCCCAGUCCUGCGUGGACUUUGAAGACUAAAAUGCUUCAGAAUGUGCAUCCCAGUUGCCUGCAGCUGCUUCACCCACGGACAGUUUUAGCGUUGUUGCUGCUGCUGGCCUCUGCAGACCGGGGAGCUGGUCUCCCCAAGGCCGUGCUGAGCCUCCAGCCCCCCUGGCUCCAGGUGUUCCCUGAGGACAACGUGACUCUGAGCUGCCAGGGGGCCCGCAGCCCAGGGGACAACUCCACCCGGUGGUUCCACAACGGGACCGCCAUCCCCGCCCAGGCCCAGCCCCGCUACAGCUUCAAGGCCAGCAGCAGCCACCGCGGGGCCUACCGGUGCCAGACGGGCCAGACCAGCCUCAGCGACCCCGUGCACCUGGACGUGACUUCCGCCUGGCUGCUGCUCCAGACGCCCCGCCUGCUGGUCCCGCAGGGGGAGCCCAUCGUGCUGCGGUGCCACAGCUGGAAGAACUGGCGCCUGUACAAGAUCACGUUCUUCCAGGACGGGAAGCCCAAGUGGUUUGCCCACACGAACUCCAGCUUCUCCAUCCCACACGCAGACGCCAGCCACAGUGGCGCGUACCACUGCUCGGGGUUCCUGGGGCAGACGCUGCACUCAUCGCAGCCCGUGAGCAUCACCGUCCCAGCCACGUCACCCGUCCUCCCUCUGUGGCCCCACUUCGCGUUCUGCCUGGUGAUGGGGCUCCUGUUUGCAGUGGACACGGGGCUCUACUUCUUUGUGCAGAAAGAGCUUCGGAGCUCAGCGAGGGACAGGAGGAAUGACCAAGUCACAUGGACCAAGAGCCCUGCGGACAAGUGACCCCUCAUCUCACCUGCAGGAGCUGCAGUCUCUGCAGGCCAGACCUCUGCCUCCCGCCCUCCUGCUGGGCGAGCCGCAGCUGCGCUGGGCCUGGGGCUCGCCCUCACGGAC
This is a messenger RNA of Pipistrellus kuhlii (Kuhl's pipistrelle), 1027 nucleotides long. Its product is annotated as low affinity immunoglobulin gamma Fc region receptor III-like. Gene Ontology annotation, molecular function: transmembrane signaling receptor activity. Gene Ontology annotation, biological process: cell surface receptor signaling pathway. The transcript has 5 exons. NCBI's taxonomy places the organism in Eukaryota, Metazoa, Chordata, Mammalia, Chiroptera, Vespertilionidae. The record is from RefSeq and is a predicted model, not a curated record. The coding region runs from base 50 to 916 and encodes 288 amino acids.